AUGUUGUGGAGACGGGAUGUGCUGGUCUUGACCCCAUGGCUGGCUCCAAUUGUCUGGGAAGGCACUUUCAGCAGAGACAUCCUGGACGCUCAAUAUCUGCAGAAGAACCUGGUCACUGGAGUGGUCACUUUUGCUGUUGAAAAAGAUGUCCAGUUCAUAGAAGGGUUCAUGAGCUCUGCCAACAAAUACUUCCUUGCUGGGCACCCCGUGAUCUUCUACCUGUUCACAGACAGUCCCGAGAAGAUCUCCCACCUUCAGAUGGCCCCUGAGAACCACCUGUUGGUCAUCCCUGUGCAGAAGGACCCCAGGUGGCAGGACAUCUCCAGCAGCCGCAUGGACAUCAUCAGCUCCUACAUCCAGAGGCAGUUCCAGCACGAGGUGGACUAUCUGUACUCCAUGGACAUCAACGUCCAGCUCCUGGCACACAUCGGCGUGGAGAUCAUCGAUGCCCUGGUGGCCACCAUCAGCUCCUGGCAGGUCACCCCACAGCAGGACAACAAAGCCUCCGAGACACACCCUGACUCACAAUCUGCCAUCCCUGAGGGACAAGGGGAUUUCUACUACACAGCCAGCUUCUAUGGGGGCAGCGUGUCCGAGGUGUACAAACUGACCCGAGCCUGCUCUGCAGGGCUGCUGCAGGACAGAGAAAAUGGCAUUGAGACCCCCUGGCACCACGAGAGCCACCUCAACAGGUACCUCCUGCAGCACAAGCCCACUCGCCUGCUGUCCCCAGAGUACUACUGGGACACAGAGCUGAGCCCCAGCAGCAUCCAGGUGAAGAGGAUGUGCCCUGUGCGCCAGCACAGCCAGGGGCAAGCUCCUCAAACAAAGAAUGUGAGGCCUUUCUCUUCACAGCCCCACUAA
Molecule: messenger RNA, 864 nt
Organism: Passer montanus (Eurasian tree sparrow)
Lineage: Eukaryota; Metazoa; Chordata; Aves; Passeriformes; Passeridae
Product: histo-blood group ABO system transferase 2-like
Exons: 3
Coding region: 1-864 (287 amino acids)
Biological process (GO): carbohydrate metabolic process
Cellular component (GO): Golgi apparatus; vesicle; membrane
Molecular function (GO): hexosyltransferase activity
Source: RefSeq, a predicted model, not a curated record